This is a messenger RNA of Calliphora vicina (urban bluebottle blowfly), 915 nucleotides long. RefSeq lists its product as uncharacterized. The transcript has a single exon. Bases 76 to 840 code for a protein of 254 amino acids. NCBI's taxonomy places the organism in Eukaryota, Metazoa, Arthropoda, Insecta, Diptera, Calliphoridae. The record is from RefSeq and is a predicted model, not a curated record. Gene Ontology annotation, molecular function: oxidoreductase activity.
AUAACACAAACACCGGUCUCUUGGCACAUUUCCACAAUAAUCAAUUUGCAUUCCAGUUAUUGUUUGCACACGGAAAUGGAUUUCACAGGAAAAGUAGUACUUAUCACCGGAGCCAGUUCUGGUAUUGGGGCAGCAACAGCCCAAGAAUUUGCAAAAUUAGGUGCUGAAUUGGUACUAGUCGGCCGCAAUGUUGAAAAGUUGAAAGAAACUGCUGAAAAAUGCGUAAACUCCAGCAAUCAUCUACAACUACAAGCCGAUAUGUGCAAUGAAAAAGAUGUGGAAAAUAUUAUUAAGGAAACUCUUGGGAAAUUUAAGAAAUUAGAUGUCCUAGUAAAUGCAGCUGGCAUUAUAGAAAAUGGUACCAUCGAAAAUACCUCCUUGGAACAAUUUGAUCGAGUUAUGAAUACAAAUAUACGUUCCCUAUACCAAUUGACUAUGUUAGCAGUGCCGGAAUUGAAGAAAACCAAAGGAAAUAUUGUUAAUAUUUCAAGCGUAUGUGGUUUGAGAUCAUUUCCCAAUGUUUUGGCUUAUAACAUUUCAAAAUCGUCAGUAGAUCAAUUUACUAGGUGUGUUGCUUUGGAAUUGGCAUUAUCUGGAGUGCGCUGUAAUUCGGUGAAUCCUGGUGUUAUUAUAACUGAACUUCAUAAACGAGGUGGUAUGGAUGAAGAGGCUUAUGCGAAAUUCUUAGAAACUUGUAAAGCUACACAUGCCUUGGGUCGUGCCGGUCAGGUUGAUGAGGUAUCGGGUGUGAUAUGCUUUUUGGCUAGUGAUAUGGCGAGCUUUAUUACUGGUGUAAAUAUGCCUGUGGAUGGUGGUCGCCAUGCUAUGUGUCCAAGAUAAAUUUGUUAAUUGUACUUUUAUGUGUAUAUAUAUGUGUAAGUGUUUAUUGUUAAUAAACAUUUAAAUCAUUUCGAA